CAAGGAUCCGUCACUGUUGGAGGUCACAACAACAACACCAGAAUCAGUAGCAACAAAUCCAUCGGAUUCGGUGGUGGUGAAUGUAGUAGAGAAAGUGGUAUAUGGUGGUGUUGAGCAUUUCUCUGUUAAUAGGAUAGUUGAGUUGUAAAAUUCACCGUUUACGUCAGUUGUGAUAAUGACUUCGUCUAUAUCGGUACAGACUGUUCCACUAGUAGUGAAUACUGUUGUUGUGGUAUAUUCCGUUCCAUUGACCCCAGGGAUGCUUGGAAUAAUGUCACAUAAUGCACAGUUAUAUGGGACAGUAGCAUUGGGGACGGGGCCAGUAUAUGUUACAGCAUUAAGUGGAGCUAUAACUCCUUCCAAGACCGCAUCCCAGUCUGUUGUUAUUUUGAAGUUGGCACUAUUGUAAUUUUUACCAAUAACGAAUUGUUGCAGUCCUAAGGUAAUACUGUUAAGUGUUAAAAUCCCUGUACUUGAACUGUAUGAAUAUGGUGAUAGAGGGUUUAAUGUUGCAGUUAAAGCGAC
Molecule: messenger RNA, 525 nt
Organism: Scheffersomyces amazonensis
Lineage: Eukaryota; Fungi; Ascomycota; Pichiomycetes; Serinales; Debaryomycetaceae
Exons: 1
Coding region: 176-409 (77 amino acids)
Source: RefSeq, a predicted model, not a curated record